AUGACGGACGAGAAAGCUCAGACACAAGAGUUCAAGUUAGACCCAGACUGCGAAUUGAGAUUUGAAGUUGAAUCGAAGAAUGAGAAAGUCACGCUUGAGUUGAAAAGCGGACUAGCAGAAGUUUUUGGCACAGAACUUGUGAAAGGCAAAAAGUAUGAAUUCAUUGCCGGUGCAAAAGUAGCUGUAUUUACCUGGCAAGGUUGUACAGUCGAGUUAGUUGGAAAGACUGAUGUUAGCUAUGUAGCUAAAGAGACUCCGAUGGGUCUCUAUUUAAACUGUCAUGCCGCAAUGGAGAGACUGAGGGAAGCUGCGGAGAAGGAAGACACCAGAGGUCCAAUAACAAUGGUUGUUGGCCCAUGUGACGUAGGGAAGUCAACUCUUUGCAGACUUUUAUUGAAUUACGCAGUUAGAAUGGGACGUAGGCCAAUCUUCGUGGACCUGGAUGUAGGCCAGGGUCACAUAGCAAUACCUGGUACUGUCGGAGCACUGCUAGUCGAACGUCCUUCUAACGUAGUCGAUGGAUUUAGCCAGCAAGCACCCUUAGUUUUUCACUUUGGACACAAAUCACCACAGGCCAAUGUUGCUCUUUACAAUCUUCUCGUAACUCGCCUUGCAGAGGUCUGUUCUGACAGACUUCAAGCGAACAAAAAAGCUAGGGUGUCAGGGAUCGUGAUAAACACUUGUGGCUGGGUAAAAGGGGAUGGAUAUAAAUUAUUGACACACGCUGCCCAGGCUUUCGAGGUAGACGCGAUUCUGGUACUGGAUCAAGAGAGGUUGUACAACGAGCUCGUCAGAGACAUGCCAGACUUUGUGAAAGUCGUAUUCCUGCCUAAGAGUGGUGGAGUUGUAGAGAGGAGUCAGGCUCAAAGAACAGAGGCCAGAGAUCAAGGUGUCAGGGAAUACUUCUACGGUUCCAGAACGCCGCUCUAUCCGCACAGUUUUGAAGUGAAGUGGAGCGAGGCCAGAUUGUACAAAAUCGGAGCUCCAGUGCUUCCUGCAUCGUGCAUGCCGCUUGGAAUGAAGGCGGAAGAUAAUUUAACGAAACUGGUAGCUGUUACUCCUGGGCCAAACCUCCUUCAUCAUUUGUUAUCUGUCUCGUUUGCUGAUUCACCAGAGGAUGACGUAGUGCAGACAAACGUGGCUGGAUUUGUCUGCGUGACCAACGUCGAUGUUGAUAGACAAACGUUUACAGUCCUCAGCCCGCAACCACGACCAUUGCCAAAUACAGUUUUAUUGUUAUCGGAUAUACAAUUUAUGGACAGUCAUUGA
Molecule: messenger RNA, 1269 nt
Organism: Heterotrigona itama
Lineage: Eukaryota; Metazoa; Arthropoda; Insecta; Hymenoptera; Apidae
Source: the annotation of a GenBank genome assembly